Molecule: messenger RNA, 2687 nt
Organism: Theileria parva strain Muguga
Lineage: Eukaryota; Apicomplexa; Aconoidasida; Piroplasmida; Theileriidae
Gene: slc20a1b
Product: Phosphate transporter family protein
Exons: 1
Coding region: 427-2667 (746 amino acids)
Biological process (GO): phosphate ion transmembrane transport
Cellular component (GO): membrane
Molecular function (GO): phosphate transmembrane transporter activity
Source: RefSeq, a predicted model, not a curated record
CCUAAGCAGUAGCGAAUCUCUUUCCUUUGUUAAACUUGAAAUUUUAAAAUUCCAAACCUUAUCCUUGCAAUCAGUGAGUUCUGUGUGGAUUGUGUUAUGUAACUGGUUAAGUUUGUCGACGCACAGGCACGUAUUUUUACUAUUCAUGGGUUAGAGCGUUUUAAAGUCUCUAAGAGUCGCGUGCUUGCGUUAAGGAAGAAAUAAAGUGUCAUUUGAGGCACCUGCAGGCAUGUUCAAGAAUUCGGAGAGGCUGCUAUAGUAUGGGGGACGCCACGUUGUAAAUUCUCUCUCCGAGAGGAAACAGAAUAUAAGUUGUAGACAUUCUUGAAAAUAAUUAUAAAGGAUGAGCAGAACAUUUAAAUGUAGUUUUCUUUCCACCUUCACGAAACCUAGUAGUUCCAAAUGUUAGGAUAACCCCGGACUUGUAUGGCAUCAUCACAUCCCGAACUUUUGUGGGUAUUGAUAGCCACUGGAAUAUCCUGUAGUCUUCUGGCCGUCUCUAUUGGCUCGAAUGACGUGGCAAACGCCUUUUCGACGUCGAUUGGGAGCGGGACCCUGAACCUUCGGUCGGCAAUUUGUAUUGCUUUCGUUUUUGAGAUUCUAGGCUCGAUUUUCCUCGGCGGAACAGUUUCUGAUGCAAUCAGAACAAAAAUUUUAAACUUUUCUGCCUUCUCAGAUGCGCCUAGGGAUUUGGCGCUGGGAAUGUUGUCCUCCUCCCUUGGCUCGUUUAUUUUCCUGGCCGUUGCAUCUCUGUUUGGAAUUCCAGUCUCGACGACGCACAGUCUCUUAGGAGCUCUUGCUGGUUUUGGAGUGGCUUCAGGCCGUUUUUCAGGAGUGCGCUGGAUUGAACUGCUGUACAUUGUCAUCUCGUGGUUUAUAGUGCCCAUGUUGUCGGUGUUCGUGAGCGCGACCUUUUACAUCAUAAUCCAGGAGUUAAUUCUUAAGCGCAGAGAUUCGUUCAAGGUCAUGAUGAACUUUCACUGGAUAUUCAACAUCAUCUUUUCGGUUCCGCUCUCGAUAUUCAUCGCAUACGAAAACUCAGUCCUCAGAUCAAACAUGGGAUCAUCUGCAGACUCCUAUCGCGUGUGGUUCGCCAGGUCAAACUGGAACAAGUUUUUAUCGGUUUUAAUAGUGCUGUCAAUUUUGUCCACAGCUUCUACAAUUGUUUCAUACACGGUUUUACAUUUUAGAAUUAAGGGCAACUGGUCCUAUAUAGAAUCAUUACACAAUAUUGACCCUACCAUCACAAGGUCAAAUAAAAAAAAGAGCCGAAAAUUUAGGCUAAAAAAACAUAGAUUUAACCAAAAAUCGGAAGAUAAAGAGCAUUCAGAUCCAGGGCAGGAGGACAAUAAGGAGUCCUGUUCACCGGAUGUUGAAAACCCUGAUGAAUCUUGUCAAGAUCCCGAAAAUAAGGAUGACAAGAAUUCAACUUCCAGAAAUUUACCCUCAACUGCAUUUUCUAAAAAUUAUAAAGAAGGCGAGCCGCCUGAAGAUGCGAAAAACGCAAAAAAUCGAGGAAGAUUGAAACCGGACGGAGGCAGUUCAGCGGAUUCAAGCCCAGAUGAUUACUCACUAGACAACGCAAUGACUCAGACAGACUCGAGCAUAAACCGCUUUUUGACAGGGAUAAAAAGCGCCUUCGUGACCUCAAUUAACAAGAGCAGAAGCUUCACAAAUUCGAAUAUGCACCUAGACUACCGAGAGCAAACGUCAAACAAUAGCAUUAAAUCAAACUCUAGCGGGCAUAACGGAUCUGGAAACAGCGUAACUAAGUCUCUUUCAAACAGUUCUAAAUUGUCAAAUAACCGCAAGGCCAUUGGAAAGUACAAGAAGGUUGUUGUCCCAACUGAGAUCAAGAAGAGUAAGAAACACAUGACGCAGACCGUGUUUUCAGCAAUUCAAAUCGUCGGUGCGUCCAUAGCAAUCAUUUCACAGUCCUCAAAUGACACUGCAAACGCAGUCUCGACCUUCGCCACAAUGUACUUUCUGUACUAUGACGGCAUCGACGAGGAGGUAAAGACCACGCCCUGGUACAUUCUCAUGAUUGGCGGCAUUCUCAUGGGGUUUGGUCUCGCCUUUUUCGGUUACAGAGUCAUUAAAACCGUCGGACUAAACAUUACACGCGUUACACCCUCAAGAGGUUACACUAUCGACUGCUCGUCUGGAACAAUUGUUCUCAUCCUGUCCCAGCUCGGAGUCCCAAUCAGCUCCACCCACGUCGCAGUCUCUUCAAUUCUCGGCGUUGGCAUGGUGCAGCACCUGCCGGCCUAUAAUAAACAGUACUCACUCAUCUACAUUGACGAAAAGAACCAGGAACUUGACCCUUCCAACGAUCCUCCCGCCAAUGAUAUGGAGGAAACAACUGGAGAACAAAACUUGGAUUCCGCCAAUGCGGAGUCUCACGUCAGCACACCUCAAGGUAGUAACCAGCAUUGUGAAAGUCCUGUGAGCGCUGACAACACUUCGAGUGUCCUGAGCUUAUACGGAGCCGAGAAGAAGAGCCUGCUGGCUUUCUUCCACAGCAUCUUCUCCAGAAUCACCUCUAGGCACGUCAACUUCGGGCUGUACAGGAAGAUUUUCGUCACUUGGAUCGUCACGAUUUUUUCCACCGGAUUCCUCAGUGCCAUCAUCUUCUUGCUCCUGAAACUUUUUUAUAAGUUUUCAUAACUCAAUGUAUUAUAUUCACG